Messenger RNA from Symphalangus syndactylus (siamang), 2942 nucleotides. RefSeq lists its product as uncharacterized. The record is from RefSeq and is a predicted model, not a curated record. Lineage: Eukaryota; Metazoa; Chordata; Mammalia; Primates; Hylobatidae.
GAGUUUAGAUGCCCAAUGGGCAACAAACUUAGUAGAUGCCUGGGCUCCAAGGGUGGCCUCAAUUGUGACUGCUGUAGGCAAGAUGUGGGACCCUCCCAUGAGGCCGAGAAUGCUAAGGCUGUGGCAGCCACAGCAACAGCAACCACCACUGCCAAGCAGGCAAAAUUGGAUUUGAAAGCCCGGAAGGCCCAGGUCAUGCAGUACCUCAGCCGACCGAAGACGCCGAAGAUGCCGGAGAUGCCCAAAGGUUUGGACGCCGACACCAAGCGCUACUUAAGAAUGAUAUGGAGACGGCAUCGAAUUUGGCCUCUAGAAAAUACAGAUUUGGUCAAAGAUCUCAGUGAAGGCCCACCUGUCCAUCUUGUCCCAGAUGUGGGACCCGCCCACGAGGCUGAGAUUGCUAUCCCUGCAGCAACCGCAGCACCAGCCACAGCACCAGCCUCCACCCCGGCAAAGCGGGCCAAAUGGGAUUUGAGAGCAAGGAAGGCCCAACUCAUGCAGUACCUAGGCCUCCUGAAGACGCGGAAGACACCGGAGACGCCCAAAGAUUUGGUCAAAGAUCUCAGUGAAGGCCCACCUGUCCAUCUUGUCCCAGAUGUGGGACCCGCCCACGAGGCUGAGAUUGCUAUCCCUGCAGCAACCGCAGCACCAGCCACAGCACCAGCCUCCACCCCGGCAAAGCGGGCCAAAUGGGAUUUGAGAGCAAGGAAGGCCCAACUCAUGCAGUACCUAGGCCUCCUGAAGACGCGGAAGACACCGGAGACGCCCAAAGAUUUGGUCAAAGAUCUCAGUGAAGGCCCACCUGUCCAUCUUGUCCCAGAUGUGGGACCCGCCCACGAGGCUGAGAUUGCUAUCCCUGCAGCAACCGCAGCACCAGCCACAGCACCAGCCUCCACCCCGGCAAAGCGGGCCAAAUGGGAUUUGAGAGCAAGGAAGGCCCAACUCAUGCAGUACCUAGGCCUCCUGAAGACGCGGAAGACACCGGAGACGCCCAAAGAUUUGGUCAAAGAUCUCAGUGAAGGCCCACCUGUCCAUCUUGUCCCAGAUGUGGGACCCGCCCACGAGGCUGAGAUUGCUAUCCCUGCAGCAACCGCAGCACCAGCCACAGCACCAGCCUCCACCCCGGCAAAGCGGGCCAAAUGGGAUUUGAGAGCAAGGAAGGCCCAACUCAUGCAGUACCUAGGCCUCCUGAAGACGCGGAAGACACCGGAGACGCCCAAAGAUUUGGUCAAAGAUCUCAGUGAAGGCCCACCUGUCCAUCUUGUCCCAGAUGUGGGACCCGCCCACGAGGCUGAGAUUGCUAUCCCUGCAGCAACCGCAGCACCAGCCACAGCACCAGCCUCCACCCCGGCAAAGCGGGCCAAAUGGGAUUUGAGAGCAAGGAAGGCCCAACUCAUGCAGUACCUAGGCCUCCUGAAGACGCGGAAGACACCGGAGACGCCCAAAGAUUUGGUCAAAGAUCUCAGUGAAGGCCCACCUGUCCAUCUUGUCCCAGAUGUGGGACCCGCCCACGAGGCUGAGAUUGCUAUCCCUGCAGCAACCGCAGCACCAGCCACAGCACCAGCCUCCACCCCGGCAAAGCGGGCCAAAUGGGAUUUGAGAGCAAGGAAGGCCCAACUCAUGCAGUACCUAGGCCUCCUGAAGACGCGGAAGACACCGGAGACGCCCAAAGAUUUGGUCAAAGAUCUCAGUGAAGGCCCACCUGUCCAUCUUGUCCCAGAUGUGGGACCCGCCCACGAGGCUGAGAUUGCUAUCCCUGCAGCAACCGCAGCACCAGCCACAGCACCAGCCUCCACCCCGGCAAAGCGGGCCAAAUGGGAUUUGAGAGCAAGGAAGGCCCAACUCAUGCAGUACCUAGGCCUCCUGAAGACGCGGAAGACACCGGAGACGCCCAAAGAUUUGGUCAAAGAUCUCAGUGAAGGCCCACCUGUCCAUCUUGUCCCAGAUGUGGGACCCGCCCACGAGGCUGAGAUUGCUAUCCCUGCAGCAACCGCAGCACCAGCCACAGCACCAGCCUCCACCCCGGCAAAGCGGGCCAAAUGGGAUUUGAGAGCAAGGAAGGCCCAACUCAUGCAGUACCUAGGCCUCCUGAAGACGCGGAAGACACCGGAGACGCCCAAAGAUUUGGUCAAAGAUCUCAGUGAAGGCCCACCUGUCCAUCUUGUCCCAGAUGUGGGACCCGCCCACGAGGCUGAGAUUGCUAUCCCUGCAGCAACCGCAGCACCAGCCACAGCACCAGCCUCCACCCCGGCAAAGCGGGCCAAAUGGGAUUUGAGAGCAAGGAAGGCCCAACUCAUGCAGUACCUAGGCCUCCUGAAGACGCGGAAGACACCGGAGACGCCCAAAGAUUUGGUCAAAGAUCUCAGUGAAGGCCCACCUGUCCAUCUUGUCCCAGAUGUGGGACCCGCCCACGAGGCUGAGAUUGCUAUCCCUGCAGCAACCGCAGCACCAGCCACAGCACCAGCCUCCACCCCGGCAAAGCGGGCCAAAUGGGAUUUGAGAGCAAGGAAGGCCCAACUCAUGCAGUACCUAGGCCUCCUGAAGACGCGGAAGACACCGGAGACGCCCAAAGGUCCCGUUGAAGAUGUGCAGGCGUCUGCAGACAGCAGUGGGGAGGAGAAGGAAACAUUUAAGGCCGAGCACGACCACUAUUCGGAUGAAUAUCUCAGUGAAGACUCACUUUACUCACUUGACGAUUUUGAAAUCCCUAUGACACCGGAGAUGGCAAAGGAGAGAUUGGAAGAUUACCGCUGCUGGCUUAAGAUGGCAGAAUCUCGGCUCAAUGAACCCAUCAGCCCCCACGUUCGAGGACUUCUCCGGCAUUCGUUUUCCAAGUAGCUGGGUUACGGACGGCUGCCAUCACGCCCAGCUAAAAUCAUUUUAUGAAUGCAUAUUUCCAUCUGGGUGAAAAAAAAAUCACAAGCCUCUCUCCCUACUGAGAA